Capronia coronata CBS 617.96 is the source of this 393-nucleotide messenger RNA. RefSeq lists its product as uncharacterized. NCBI's taxonomy places the organism in Eukaryota, Fungi, Ascomycota, Eurotiomycetes, Chaetothyriales, Herpotrichiellaceae. The transcript has 2 exons. Bases 1 to 393 code for a protein of 130 amino acids. The record is from RefSeq and is a predicted model, not a curated record.
AUGGCUUCGAACAAAGACACCUCGUCGCUCGACGCCAACAAAGGCUCCGUCGGCUCCGAGUUCACCGAGAAGGGCUCCGUGGGCGGCACGGCACAACAGGUCGGCGGACCAUUUGACAAAGAGGGCGCCGUGGGAAAGCAAUUCAAGCCUGACGGCAGUGUGGGCAGCACGGCGCAGUCUGCGGCGGAGCAUAUGCAGGGAGAGAAGCCGAAUCUGUUUGACAAAGAUGGAGCAAUCGGAAAGCAGUUCAAGGCCGACGGAAACAUUGGUCAAGUCGGAGAGGCCGUGGGUGGUCCAUUCUCCAGCAAGGGCGCUGUUGGCAAACACUUCAACCCUGAGGGUUCUGUUGGCGGAUCCGUGCAGGAGAACUUGGGUGAUGGCAAGAAGAAAUGA